Molecule: messenger RNA, 793 nt
Organism: Populus nigra (black poplar)
Lineage: Eukaryota; Viridiplantae; Streptophyta; Magnoliopsida; Malpighiales; Salicaceae
Exons: 4
Coding region: 36-533 (165 amino acids)
Cellular component (GO): nuclear membrane
Source: RefSeq, a predicted model, not a curated record
UAACCUAGCAGAGUUGAAGACUGAAAGAGAGAAAAAUGGAAGAGCUGAAAUCAGCAUUGGAAGCUCACAUGGACCAGAUGGCGGAUCUGGUCCAGAAACUCUCAUCGGAGCUCCGAUCCGGAUUCCGACCCGCCAUUGAUAAUUUCAUCGGUUUUUUCCACGCCGUUGACUGGACGGAACCUUGGUUAAUGGGUUUGAUUGGAUUCCAUUUGGCUUUGCUGAUACUAACAGUCGUUUCAAGGAAACAUAUUAACUUCCAGAUGUCUUUUUUCCUUGUAGCUUUGGCUGGUGUAUACUUAUCAGAGAGGCUUAACAGAGUCUUGGGUGACAACUGGAGGAGCUUUGCAAGCCAGAAUUACUUUGAUCCACAUGGACUUUUUCUUUCGGUACUCUGGUCUGGGCCUCUUCUUAUCAUUGCAACCAUUAUUCUGAUAAACACUCUCUUUUCCUUGUGUUACAUGAUCGUUCGUUGGAAAAGGGCUGAGCUAAGACAUCGUGCUAGACUGGCUCGUGAAAGUAACAAGCAGGAUUGAUCUUCACCUGCCUGGUGCUCUGUGAGAGACAUUGAAGAGCCACUCCUUCCCUUGAGGCAGUUUUGGGGUUAAAGUUAGAUUGGGGAUAUGUUUUUUUAACUCUAUCUCACAAAAUCUUUUGUUUUUAUUUUUUUUGUUCUUUUCAGUUUUUAAUGGUAUAAAAUAUAACUUGGGAUGUGCAAUCCUGCAUUAUACACUAGUUCAUUUUACGUCCAGUGGAUCAAUUAGUUAAAAAUAAUCCAAUUACUCCUCUUGUGAUA